This is a messenger RNA of Striga asiatica, 672 nucleotides long. NCBI's taxonomy places the organism in Eukaryota, Viridiplantae, Streptophyta, Magnoliopsida, Lamiales, Orobanchaceae. The record is from the annotation of a GenBank genome assembly.
AUGGUCUUCGAGGAAAUGUUCAUGGUGUUCGAGGAAAAAUGCUCCGGGCGCGAGAUAUGCGAGAGAGUUAUGGUGGCCGUGUUGCAUCCUCAGUGCUGGGAGAUGGAUCUCGGCAACGACGUCGAUAGGCAACGAUUCCCUCGGCCAACCACGAGUCAGAUCAGAGUGGCUGCCAGUGCUCAUUCCUCUAUCUUGGGUAAAUCAGACUUUGGAGGAAUUACAGAAACUGUAGAGACGGGAGUGCAGAUUUGGACAGACUGUGAGGUCAAGGAAAUUGGUGCAGCAUCAGAACAAAAGAGAAUCCUUAGAUACCCAAUCCCCAACACAGAUACCACCAGCAACACAGAAAUCAAAGUCACAAACGUCGAAACCCGGCCGCUGUCGAGCCUGAAAAACAUACCCUGCAGAAAAAACCAAUUCACUAACACCCCAAACAAGGAGAGUGCAGCCUGCACGAAAAGCUCUUCCCAAGCGCUGGCCAGCUUGAUGAGCCCAAGGACAAGGCACACCAAGUUGAUGUGCCUGCAAAAGGCCAAGCCUGUCCAAAACUGCGUUGAGGAUGGCGAAAAAAUAGCACGAGGCCGAUUUCAUCAUCCAUACCCUGAGUUCGUAAAGGGCUGUCUUCAAGUCAUCCCCGUACGAGAUAACCUCCUGGAUGUGCUUCAGCUGUGA